Messenger RNA from Odontomachus brunneus, 5386 nucleotides. Its product is annotated as cytochrome b5-like. Gene Ontology annotation, cellular component: membrane; intracellular membrane-bounded organelle. NCBI's taxonomy places the organism in Eukaryota, Metazoa, Arthropoda, Insecta, Hymenoptera, Formicidae. Gene Ontology annotation, molecular function: heme binding. The transcript is spliced from 2 exons. Bases 730 to 1257 code for a protein of 175 amino acids. The record is from RefSeq and is a predicted model, not a curated record.
UCCUCUUUCGUCAAGAUGGUGCAAACGACCAACGUAUCACGCAUAUUUGGAUGGUCGGUGGCUUUAUCGUCGAUACACGCUGGGAGAAAAUAAGAGUUCAUGCUUACCCGUAAACAGACAUGUCGAUUAGUGGAGAUCGGCACGCAACCACGACAUUUCUCAAUUGCGUGCCGCGGCGUUGAAACGUCUUCCUCGUCUCGAGCAGUGCAAAGUGCAGUGCGAGGGAAACGUCUCGAAUACCCGCUCGGAAUUUUCACGGAAGACAGACCGUCAGCUUGGCGAGUCGCCAUAUAAGAAGGAAAAUUGUACCAACUUUGACGUGCCAAUAAAAUUCGCAAUUGCCGCGUGUGUGUGUGUGUGUGUGUGUGUGUGUGUGUGUGUGUGUGCGUGUGUGUGUGUGUGUGUGUGUGCGUGUCGCAUAUUUGUCGACCAUCUUCGCUUCCGUGUCCACCAACAAGUUCCAUUCACUUCUUAUGUGUUGUGUCUCCUUUCUGUGUGUCUCUUAUUUUUCGCUCCUUUCGCUCUUUUGGCUGCUCGUCCUCGCGCGGAUUGUAAAAGUGCGUGCAACAGUAAACGACGCGUUUCACCACCACAGCAGUGCGUGACCAAGGAGAGAGACCUAGUGCGUGCACGUGUCGGGUUUCAACCGGUAAUAGAAUUACUUUCCUUUCGCGGGGGAAUUGAUUUCUGUGUACGUAGCUCGCGGUAUGGUGUUCAGUACGGUACACGAUGUCCCUUGACAGACAACGUGGACAGAAGCGCUCUCCGUUAACGAGCAAAUUGCGGACACACAGCAAUAUGGACCUUCUGAGUCCAGCCUUCCGCUCCCUCGAGUUGGGCGACGUGAAAGCACCCAAGGAGAACUUCUUGCAAAUUGAACGUGACAAUGUCCUGGAGGACAAAAGCGACGACGACAACGCGAGGGACCAAAUACGCAGGUUCAAGUCGAGCAGGAAAAAGUCGCGCGACGAGUUACGCACGAUCGAUCUGGACGAGGUUGCUUGGCACGACACGCCCGACAAUUGCUGGGUGGUGAUCUACGAUUACGUGUACGAUUGCACGGAAUUCCUCAAGAGUCACCCGGGCGGUCAUGACGUCCUGUUGGAAUAUGCCGGACGCGAUGCCACCUUGGCGUUCAUUGGCACCGGACACUCCGCCGUCGCCAGGAAGAUCUUGGAGCGCUACAUAAUCGGUGAACUGCCACCGGAAGAGAGGAUCUUCCGCAUUCCCGACGGCGUCAAGGUAUUUGGGUUCUGAUCGUCCAACGUUGUUGUCGUUAUCGUGCUCGGCCAAAUAUCAAUUAGCCUUUUCGCUGUGACGGUUUGUUCAAAGUGGGCGGAUGUUUAUAAGGAACAUAUAAAUACACUUCCUUCAUUAAGAGAUUUCAGCAAUUAUCGUGCCACGGAGUCAACAAUGAAAGAAAAAAAUGGUUGAUCUAACUAAAAAUAUAGUCAUUUUUUGCUUCGAUUAUUUUCUGGUCGUUCCAACGCGAGAAUAGUAAUAUAAGGUUAUUAUCACUAACACAUUAUAAUAAAAUUUCAUUAAAAAAUGGCUUUCUUCACGACAAUUUAUAAUAAUUGAUUCACUCUAUGUCAUUAUGGUCAUAAAUAUCAAACAUUGUUUUCUCAAUGUACAAAAUGGUAUAGGAUUUUUCUAUUCGAUUUAAGAAGUUUCUCACUUAUACACGAGAAUCUAAAUCCAGGUACUCUAUAGUUAAUGAAUAUGUAAAACAACAAGUUUUCUCUUCUAUUUUUUUUUUUUUUUCAUUAACGUUAGGGGGAAUGUACACAGAAUGUCUAAUACAAUGCGUGCCAACACUCGUGUGCGGAUAGUACUUAUGAGAAAUUGAACAGAAACAUUCUCUACCAUUUUGCAAAUAACUACGAUAAUUAUUUACCUCGAACCGGAGUAACAAUAUUAAUCGUCAUGGUUAUAAUAGACAAGACGAAGGAUAGAAUCUGAACAAUACGAUCGCAACUGAAAGAAAUUGUGUGUGGCUCGUCUGAGUGUGUUUGGCGAGCUUUAAUCGAUCAUGAUACAUCAACCUUUCAAAAUGAACAAUGAAAGAGCAGCAUAGACACAUGCUGAAGAGAUUGCUUUUACUUCAUUAUCGCUGCUGUUACAUGUCGACUCAUUCGCAAGUUAUAGUCGUUCAAAACCGCAGCAUCGACAUCCAGCUUUGGCUAAAGUUCUACCCUAGUAGAAAUUGUACCUCGUCGGUGUCUAGCCACAAGAUAGUAAAUUCCUGUCUAACAUCACGACUAGCCAGUAAUGUAACGCUCACUUCUAGACAAAUAAGUUAGCUAAUGAUUGAACAAACAAAAUGAAAUGAAUAAUAAGUAGUUGCUAGUUAAUAAUGUAACGCUCAGUUUUGCUUUUUUACGAGAAUAAGUAACGUUAAUUUUAAUUUGCUAUUUAAUCUUAAAAUGUUAGUGAUGAUAGCAGCUAAAUUGUGUAUUUUAUAAUAUUAGAUAUUUUUAGAUAUUUACUCUAUUACACGGACAGAAUAUUGUAGUAAAAAUUACAAUACAAUUUUAGUAAAACUUUUAAUAGUCAGGAAAUAGACUGGCACUAUUAUGAAAAUAAAUGAUAAUAAAACAUAAUAAAAAUGACUAUAGACAUGAUAAUUUACUCUACAUUUAUAGUAAUUUUUGUUAUGUUCAUAGUUACUUUUAUUAUGUCUUAUUAUAAUUUUCAUCAUAGUGCUGGUCUAUUUCUGGACUAUUAAAAUUGUAUUAUAAUUUUACUACUUUGUAAUUUUACUUGUAAUAUUCUCUCUCCAUGUAAAUAUGUAAUCACUAACGGCUAAAUCACAAACUCGAUUCAAUAUUUCAAUGAAUAUUCAAUCAGUAACGAAUUAGUAACAAGCUAGAAAUUUUCACCUGUACUGUUUAUCUAGCUAGUUACUAGUUUUUUAUUUAGACCGGCUAGUUAUAUUUGGGUAAUUAGAGUUUAGACAGAUAAUUCGCUAUAAGUAAUAGGAAAGAAACGAAUGGCAGUAAGAGAAAAAUUCUAAUAGAAGUAAAAGAGAAGUUGCAGCGUCAUUUCAGCUUUUUUCUCACUCUUAUUAGAGCUUCUCCUCACUCCCACUCGCUUCUUCCCUAUUACAUAUAGCGAAUUGAAAAGUCAAUAUAAAAUCGACCAUUAAUGUCCAAACUUUGAUUAGAGAAACUCUAGCUUUAAGCUUCUUUUUCGAAGAACUUCCUAAAGUGAAAUAAAUAUAUUUUGUUUCACUAUGAUUUAUUGCAUCAGUAUACGUCAGUUGAAGAAGUUCUUCGGAAAAGAUCUUUUUGUUCGGCAUUAGUGCCAGAUCGAGCGUGCCAUCUGCUCGCGUGAGAACACUACGUUUCCAUGCUAUCUUCUAAAGUAAAAUGUACGACUGCGUGGCCGCAGCAAGCAUGUAGCUGGACGAUAUUUGUUGGGCCGCAAACUGGGGACAGUAAGCCAUGUUCGCUGUGUCGAGCCUAGCGACUGGCUAUUGCGCGGCGCUUGGCCUUAGGACCGUCAAAAAAUUUUAUAAGACUUGUGGACACUUUCUAAUUCCUGAAGAAUUUUUAUUGAUAUUAGUUAUAAUAAUGUUAUAUUAGUUAUAAUAAUGUAGAUAUGUAGCAUAGAUAUAAAACAAAGAUAUAUAGAUAUAACGUGUGCAUAAAGAGGACUAAUUUUUCACAAAUUAGAGAAAGUCCCGAAGAUUUUAUAAAGCUGAGAUGAUUCUGAGACUGAGCGCAGUUUGCAACGUUGCUAUUUGCUCUCGUGCCGCCAUAUUAACUUUUAAGCUUAGUCUAUAAUAUGUUCUUUGUGUCUCCUGUUUCUUUCUCCCUUUACUUCUUUCACUGCUGAUAUAAUCAUAAAUAUACGUGUCAGCAGUGGUACUACAAUGGCAUAUGUAAGUCAGUUAACUUGUCCAGCCACUAGAAGAGGUGAGCGUUACAUUACUGACCAGUAAUGAUGUUAAAUAGAAAUUUAUUAUCCCAUAGCUAGACACCAAUGAGAUUCAAUUUCUCCUAAAGUAGCGCGCGCGUCGAUUGUUUUUUUUUUCGUUAAUAUCUUGAAAAUUUAUUUGAUCAUUUACAAAAUGAUUAAAUGAUUUCUCAAUUCAGUUUAACGAGUUUUACAUAUACAUGAUUGAUUGGACGCUUAAGCCCGUUACAGAAUAAGUGACGUUAUAUCUAUAUUAGUGUUUGUACUAAGCAAGUUUAAUUUAAUUUUAUUAGUGUUAAUAAUUAUAUUAGUGUUUGUAAUAAGCAAGUUUAAUUUAAUUUUACUGACAUAAUAUAACAUUAUAUAUAGUAACUUAUAAAAAAAAGUAUAUAUACUAUAUAAUAACUUAUAAUAAAUUAAUACGGUCGAGAAGAAAGUGAUGAUAAAUAAUUCCCGCAUCAGAAGAGCUUUCGCUUUCGAUUUAUAGCGGAAGGGUUAAACGCGCUUACGCAAGCAUGGAAACCGACACGAUCAAUAUCUUUUCGUCUUCGCGACGUUGAAAAGUAGACUCGACGAAGUCAUAUCGGUGCUUUAGAUAACGACUGCAGAAGAGCGCUACCUCCGACGCAGAGACGCGAUUCUUCUGCUCGCUCGUUAGUUCGUUCAUAUCCGACGAUCAUUAUCGAUUGUUCCACGCGAUGGAUCUUUGAUCAGUAUUCAGGCACGGAAACGGUAUUCAUUGCCGCGAUCGCGACGUUGUGGAGCGUUGAACGACGAUCCAGCUGGAGAACGUUAUUCUCCUCGAUCUCUCUAUCAGUCGUCUUCGCUCUGCUAACUGAAAUCGAAGGUCCGAUAUAGAAGCGUACGAUUAAUUUAUCAGAUUUUAUUGGAUAUUACGACAUUCAUUUCGUUAGCUAUCGACGCCACUCCACGGAUCCUUUUAUAAAGGAAAUAUAUAGAUAUAAAGUAUAUACCUAAUAGUGAUGAAAUGUGCGAAUGUACAGAUAACGACAAAUCAUUAAAGAAUGAAGAACCUCGUCCGGUGGAUUAGAUAUCCAGAACAACAAACGUUGAACACGAAAGUACGCGAGUUUCUCACGCUGAAAAAGACUGGCAAUUGUUAUUAAAUGUAUUUAGUUAUAGAAUUAUAGUUAUAGAAUAUUAUAGAAAUAAAUAAAAAUUAGGUAAUUAAAUAUGAUAAUAAUAGCCAAAUAUAUGGUAGAUUUGAUGUGCGAAGGACUUCUAAUCAUAAUCAAACGGACUAAAGAUUUUAGCAAUAGCUACUAAACAUUUGAUAUCUGUUAGUAAGUAUUUGGUGACCAUUAUCGGAUAUUUGAUAAAUAUUAUGAAAUCAUUCAAUUCUGUUUAACAAAAUAUUUGAUAACUAUUAAUAUUUAUCUUGUUAAAGUAAUAUAUUUAAGCAAUAUAUAUCUUAUUAAACAAAAUAUAUUUGAUGACUAUCAAC